Molecule: messenger RNA, 663 nt
Organism: Boeremia exigua
Lineage: Eukaryota; Fungi; Ascomycota; Dothideomycetes; Pleosporales; Didymellaceae
Exons: 2
Coding region: 60-434 (124 amino acids)
Molecular function (GO): kinase activity
Source: RefSeq, a predicted model, not a curated record
CUGCUCAAAGCACGCUAAUUAAUACUAAGCAUUUUAACCCUAUUGCUUAUUUGCUAGUCAUGCGUCUUCACAGGUUGACGAUCGCGCCCGCGCAGCCCACGCAGCCGGCCUUGCUAGAGUCCGCAGUCCAGUCGCCCAUGAACAUCAAGUACUACACCAGCCAGCAAAACCUGUUCCAGCUUGCAGCGGCGCUCGCGGAGAAGAUUAUGAAGAACCAUGCGUUCCAGGACGGGAACAAGCGCACUGCACUGCUGGCGGCAGACAUGUUUCUGAAGAUGAAUGGCUACGAAUUGAAAGGGUCGUCCCUGCAGCCCGAGGGUGGGGGCCAGGAGCUGGAGAAUGCGCAUGUCGCAGUUUGCACGAACGCGUGGACAGCUGAAGAAUUGGGGCGAUUCUAUGAGCGGACGGCUACGGUGAGUGGACGGCUACGGUGAUCGGACGGCUAAGGUAAGCAGAUGGCUAUAAUGAUUGGUGUUUCCGAAAGGACGUUGUGAUAAUUUGAAAGACUGCCUCUCACCUUCACACCUCAAUGCUCCGUAACUUCGUUUCUGCAAGCCCGGAUCUCAGGAGUCAAGGUCUCAAACACAUCUAAACCCGAAACUUUUGAUAGUGGGCCAUCUCGCCAUCAUCACAUGUCCUUCAACCUGUCAAGAGCUCUUCCGA